AUGGGUCGUCGUAAGAUUCAAAUUGCAGUGGUGAAAGACCCUAAUACAAGGCAAGUAACAUUUUCCAAGCGUCGAACAGGUUUGUUCAAAAAGGCGAAUGAAUUGUCCAUCUUGUGUGGAGUAGAAAUUGCUAUCGUUGUGUUCUCUAUUGGAAACAAACCUUACUCUUUUGGGCACCCAAGUGUUGAUGUUGUUGUGACUAAAUUUCUUCAACAUGCGACCAAUUCAAAUGAUGCCCUUGGAAGCAACAAUUCUUCAAAUGAAGUUGUUGGUGACAUGGAAAGGCUGAAUCAACAAUUAUCUGAUCUUCAGACCCAAAUACUCGAGGAGGAAAUUAAGGGUACAAAGCAUGAUGAGAGACUAAAACAACAUGAAGUGACACAAGUCUUUCAAUAUAAAGAAUUGCAAGGUUUGUGUUUAGAGCUCCAACGUAAGGUGAAGGACUAUGUUGAUGAAAUUGAGGUGUCGGAGUGUAUGUUGCUUCUUGCACAAGAACCUGUAGUAGGAGUAAGAAAACAACCUUGGGUUGCUCUCAUCUCUGCUAGAUAUAGUGAGAUGGGAGAGAAAGGAACAAUAACGAUAGUAGUUCAUGUUGCAAUUGUUGUAGCACAAGAUUAG
Molecule: messenger RNA, 618 nt
Organism: Glycine soja
Lineage: Eukaryota; Viridiplantae; Streptophyta; Magnoliopsida; Fabales; Fabaceae
Product: agamous-like MADS-box protein AGL29
Exons: 3
Coding region: 1-618 (205 amino acids)
Biological process (GO): positive regulation of transcription by RNA polymerase II
Molecular function (GO): DNA-binding transcription factor activity, RNA polymerase II-specific; RNA polymerase II cis-regulatory region sequence-specific DNA binding; protein dimerization activity
Source: RefSeq, a predicted model, not a curated record